AAGUGGAAUACUCACGGAUGUUGGCGCUUCCGUUCAGUCAAUCGACACGCGUAAUAGCAGCACGUCGUCAGUCUCUCCAGUCCAUUUCAGGGAACGUCAAUCAUGAAAAUAUUCGCUGCUUCGAUCGUGAUCCUUAGUCUACUGAGUACAGUGACUGCAGACUGUGACGCCGCCACCGACGCUGCGGCAAACUGCAUAGAUAACAUCAAAUCUGUGUCUCCGUUCAAGGAUAUUGCACCGGGCACUGUUAGAGGAAGGACAAAGAAUCUACUCAAAUGCUGCGCCAUGGAGUACAUCGAAGACUGCUUAAACCAGAACCUCGUAGGUGAAUGCUCUCACGUGAAGGAUGCAGCCUUGGCCGAUGCUAGACGCACCUUCCGAGAAAAGCUCGGCGCCAUGUCUUGCAGGACGGAACGCUAUGGCGACGAAUGCCUGACGUUGACGCCUGCUGGCUACAACUAGGUGCCUUCCUCAGCAGUACCAACUCCGGCUACUCACGGCUGAGCAAAGAUACUCAUGUAGAGUCUCGAAGUAAAAUAAUUCUUGCGUUGA
Molecule: messenger RNA, 552 nt
Organism: Ornithodoros turicata
Lineage: Eukaryota; Metazoa; Arthropoda; Arachnida; Ixodida; Argasidae
Exons: 4
Coding region: 103-462 (119 amino acids)
Source: RefSeq, a predicted model, not a curated record